UAUAAAUUGUGGUUUAGUUUUGUUUAAUUUAGAUUUCUACGGUCAGACGCGUGAUUGUGUCGCCACCUCUCGACAGACAGAAGAAACAACUGUCUGAAAUAGGAAACGCUACGUUUGUCCCUUACGGCGUUCCGUCGAAUCAUGGCGGCUCUCUUUUCGUCUCUUCACAGAUGUUGCCAGCGGUUGGCUCUGCUCCGUGUUGCUAGGCAACUGAGUAGCUCCAGCUCAGUUUCUCGUCCUCCUUUGCACAGGAGGCUGCUCCGCUUCCUCACCCAGCGUUUCUAUGAUGUAGAGGAGCUCCUGGAGUGGAGUGUCCGUAUGAAGAAGGAGGGGAUCCAGAAAAAGAAUGCCUACUAUGGCUUCACUGAGCAGUUUUAUGGGUCAGACAUAGCAGCUGGGCAUUUUGUCUUGAACAUGAGGGGAGGAUUUAGAUACACUGGACAGACAGACUGGUUCCGUGCAAACCAGAGGGGCAAGUUCAACUGGGAUUUCUUGACAUACAAAGACACCCCUCUGGAGGAAGUAGACAUGAGUUACACUGUCAUUAACUACAGAGGACUGGACAACCUGGUUGGACAGCAGUCAUUGAAAACUCUGUCAUUAAGAGGAUGUCCAGAAGUGGAUGACUGGUUUUUGGGCAGGCUCCAUGUGUUUCAGAACUGUCUGGAGGAACUGGACAUCUCUCACUGUCCACAAAUCACUACAGGCGGCCUGGCUGCACUAAGGAAUCUAAAGGGACUGCGGCGUCUGGACGUGUCAUCUCUUCCUGGGAUUUCGUGUCCUGGGUUGGUCAUCAUCCUGCUGGAGGAAAUGUUGCCGCACUGCCAGAUCACUGCUACCGGCUAUGACCACAACCUUAAGCAGCAAGACGCAGAGAAGAUGUAGGAUCCCAUGCAGGGAUAGAAGUAGAGCAUGAGAGGGGUCCGUUAUCAGAGGCUUAUUGUAUGUAGGGCAUGAACUGACUGAGUCUCCACUUAAAGCUCUGUUAAUAAAGAAGUGUCACCACAGAAAGGGCUUCUAAAGGAGCAAACAUGCUUACAAAGAAAACAUUUGAACAAUUCAGCUGUCACACGCUUAUUUUCACUUACUGACACAGGCAGCUUAGAUUCGUCAGAGAGCUAGCCCAUAAAAAGUUUUUAAAACUCCUGCAGGGUCGACUGGAUAUAGACUAAAAUCUGAAUGGACAUUGGCGGCAUACAAUUAUGUAUAAUGUAAAUGUAUUUGUAUUUACUUUCAAGGAAUACUGUCACUGUCAUCUUUUUGAUCACAGUCUGCUGGUAAUAUUUUACUUUACUGUUCAAAUAUAAAUAUGAAUAAUUUACCAAAGAAAGACCUAUUUGUUUAAUAUUAUAAUCCAUGUCUAUGUUUGACAGACUGUGGGAACCACACAGCAACACAUGACUGUGUGUCUGUAUGUAUUUCUAAUCUUCAUGUAUGUGUGGAAGCUUAAAUGAGCAAAGUAAAGCCAUUAAUCCAGUGUGAGCUGUGCAGUGCAGCAGAGUUGGACCCUGCUCCUGUAGAGAUGAUGUGGCUGAACGCUCACUGGGACAUACAGUACAUUUCUACAGCAAUGACAACCAGGUUUGUAAUUAAAAUCCAGAAACAGA
Betta splendens (Siamese fighting fish) is the source of this 1607-nucleotide messenger RNA. It is a transcript of the gene dmac2, whose product is annotated as distal membrane arm assembly component 2. NCBI's taxonomy places the organism in Eukaryota, Metazoa, Chordata, Actinopteri, Anabantiformes, Osphronemidae. The transcript has 6 exons. Gene Ontology annotation, molecular function: protein binding. Gene Ontology annotation, biological process: SCF-dependent proteasomal ubiquitin-dependent protein catabolic process. The coding region runs from base 142 to 885 and encodes 247 amino acids. The record is from RefSeq and is a predicted model, not a curated record. Gene Ontology annotation, cellular component: SCF ubiquitin ligase complex.